AUGGAUCCCCAGAUAGAGGAGCAGGAGCAGACCAGGAUGGGCGAGAGCAGCGGCAGCCGGGCGGGACCGACGCGCCAGCAGCUGCGCCUCCCUCCCCCACCCCCUCCGGGGAGAGCAGGCGGCCUCCUCCGUCGGGCGCUGCGGCGUCACCCCCGCCGCCUGCCGCCGCCCGAAGCGGGGCCUGCUCCCGACCCCCCCCGCAGGACCGCGGCCACCUCGGAGCCGCUCACCGGGCACAGCGCGGCUCGACCCCCGUCUCCUGCCCGGCUGCGGAGCGGCGCCGCCCGCGGCUGGGUCCCACCUCGCCUGGCGGGCGCCGGGCGAGGAGACCCGGGGCCGUUCGGCCAGCGCCGCGCCCCACUCCCCGACCGGAUCCCGCCGCCCCGCUUCCCCGCCCCGAUCCCGCCGCUCCGGUCCCCGCCGCCCCGCUCGGAUCCCGCCCCGGUCCCCGCUUCCCCGCCCGGAUCCCGCCGCUCCCGUCCCCGCCGCCCCGCUUCCCCGCCCGGAUCCCGCCCCGGUCCCCGCUUUCCCGACCGGAUCCCCCCGCUCCGGUCCCCGCCGCCCCGCUUCCCCGACCGGAUCCCGCCCCGGUCCCCGCUUUCCCGACCGGAUCCCCCCGGUCCGGUCCCCGUCGCCCCGCUUCCCCGACCGAAUCCCGCGCCUCCGCUUCCCCGACCGGAUCCCGUCCCGGUCCCCGCUUUCCCGACCGGAUUCCGGUCCCCCGCGCCCCGCUUUCCCGACCGGAUCCAGCCGCUCCGGUCUCCGCCGCCCCGCUCGGACUCCGGUCCCCGCUUCCCCGACCGCUCCGGUCCCCCUCCCCGACCGGAUCCCGCCGCCCCGUUCCCCCCCCCAGGACACCGGAGGCUCGGGCCCUCCCGGGGCGCCUCGGCUCCAGCCCCCGCCACCCUUCCCCGGCCGCCGCCUGGGCUCGCUCGGGGCCCCGCGCCGCUCUCCCCGCCCGCCUGGUUACCGGGCUCCCCACGCGGCGGGCUCCGGCAGACAAUGGCUGACUCCGCCCGCCGGCUCCGCGGCUCGCCCCGCUCCGGCCCCGAGCGCGCCGCCGAAGCCGCCACGGACCCACCUCCCGAGGCUCCAGGGCAGGGGGGGCGGGGGAAGGACUCGCCGGAGCCGCUGCAGCCGCAGCCUCGCCGGAGCCGCUGGGGGCAGGGGAGGAGGAGGCGGGGAGCGCCGCCACCGCGCUGGAUGCCCGGCUGGGGGCGUCCGGGCAGCUGCGCGUCCUUCCCCGCACCGACCCCCGGGGAGCGUCUCUCCUCCGCCCAGCCCACCCGCCGGCGUGCGCCGGGGCCCAGAACCACCCACCCCAGCGGGGGGCUGGAGCCCCGCGCCCGGCCGGCAGGGAGGGGAACCAGCCUGGGCACGCACCGCCCGCCGCAUGGCGACCUCCCCAGCCCCGGCGCGGAACUAACCGCCUCGGGGACGGGAAAAAACAACCGCCCAGCCCUGGGAGCCUGGCCCCGAAAUCCAACCGCCCAGCCCUGGGAGCCUGGCCCCGAAAUCCAACCGCCCAGCCCUGGGAGCCUGGCCCCGAAAUCCAACCGCCCAGCCCUGGGAGCCUGGCCCCGAAAUCCAGCCGCCCCCCGAGCGAGGCCGCCCUCCAACCCCACGUGCGGUCCCCCCCUUGCACGCGGAGCGGCACCGCCGGGCUGCAGCGCGCACGAGGCGGCGGCGCCGGCUUCCCCCUCCCCUACCGCCGCGGCUGCUGCUCCUCCAGGGGGGUCCGGUUCUGCAGCAGCCCGGAGCGGUAGGAACGCGGUUUCCACCCCGCUUUGUAAGCGCCGAUGCCCGGGCCAGCCCAGGCUCAUGGAGCCGCCGCUUCCUGCAUGGCGAUCCCCGGGCCUCUCCCUGCUUGGGAGCGCGUGGAAAAUCCGCCUCGAUCUGCCUAUGCAGCCACCACCAAAAUCUCCCCGCUAG
Gopherus flavomarginatus (Mexican gopher tortoise) is the source of this 1932-nucleotide messenger RNA. RefSeq names its product basic proline-rich protein-like. The record is from RefSeq and is a predicted model, not a curated record. Lineage: Eukaryota; Metazoa; Chordata; Testudines; Testudinidae. The transcript is spliced from 2 exons. The coding region runs from base 1 to 1932 and encodes 643 amino acids.